GCAAGUAGUUACGGGCCACGAUUCACAGUCGCUUUGCACCUCAAAACUAGUUUUACCGCAACUCGCCGGCGGAAAAGUAGUUCGUAGGAUUGUGUUUCGUUCCUAAUCCUGAUUUAUAACAUAACUUCGUUUUUUCGGAACGGUUAUUUCUCAAUUAACAAAAAUGUCUACUAAACCUGCAUUCAAAGUGGCUGAUUUGUCGUUGGCGGAAUGGGGACGGAAAGAAAUCACUUUGGCAGAACACGAAAUGCCAGGAUUGAUGGCUAUUAGGAAGAAAUAUGGUCCUGAAAAGAUUUUAAAAGGUGCACGAAUUGCCGGAUGUCUUCACAUGACGGUGCAGACUGCAGUACUUAUUGAAACCCUCAUUGAACUUGGUGCCGAGGUGCAAUGGUCGUCGUGCAACAUAUUCAGCACGCAAGAUCAUGCGGCAGCUGCUAUUGCAAAAGCAGGGAUCCCUGUGUAUGCGUGGAAAGGUGAAACCGACGAGGAGUACCUAUGGUGUAUAGAGCAAACCCUUGUCUUUAAAGACGGUCAACCGUUAAACUUGAUCCUCGACGAUGGAGGUGAUUUGACCAAUUUAGUUCACAACAAGUUCCCACAAUACUUGGAAAACUGUCGAGGCAUUUCCGAAGAGACCACUACAGGCGUUCACAAUCUGUACAAGAUGUUGAAAGAAGGCACACUGAAGGUCCCAGCGAUAAACGUGAACGAUUCAGUAACAAAGAGCAAGUUCGAUAAUUUGUAUGGAUGCAGAGAGUCAUUAAUCGAUGGUAUCAAGCGGGCAACAGACAUUAUGAUCGCUGGAAAGGUCUGUGUGGUUGCUGGUUAUGGAGAUGUUGGAAAAGGAUGUGCUCAAAGUCUCAGAGCACUUGGUGGACGUGUGAUUAUCACCGAAAUUGAUCCUAUUAACGCUUUACAAGCAGCCAUGGAAGGAUACGAGGUGACUACAAUGGAAGAGGCAUCAAAUAAAGGACAAAUAUACGUUACCACUACAGGAUGCAAAGACAUCAUAAUGGGUAACCACUUUAUAAACAUGCCAGAGGAUGCUAUUGUUUGUAAUAUUGGUCACUUUGACUGUGAGAUCGAUGUUACGUGGCUGGAAAAGAACGCUGUCGAGAAAGUGAACGUCAAGCCACAAGUAGACAGAUACACGCUGAAAAAUGGAAGACACAUCAUUCUCCUAGCAGAGGGCCGUUUAGUUAAUCUUGGAUGCGCGACUGGACAUUCCAGUUUCGUGAUGAGCAACUCAUUCACAAACCAAGUUUUGGCGCAGAUAGAACUGUGGACUAAGACCGAAUCCUAUCCAGUCGGUGUUUAUAUGCUGCCAAAGAAAUUGGACGAAGAGGUUGCAGCGUUGCAUUUGAAUCAUCUUGGCGUGAAACUAACAAAAUUAUCAGAAGAACAAAGCAAAUAUCUUGGCGUACCUGUAGAAGGGCCUUACAAGGCGGACCAUUAUCGAUAUUAGUCGCUGAACACCUAAUGGCUCAUAUGUACUUCUAUCUAUGUAAUUAAAAUGUGCCGGCGAUAGUGUUUCGAUUUGCAUUAUCGGCCGUUAAUCUGUUAGUCAUUCAUUUAUUAACAUCACUCGAUUGUCAAGUGUUCUGUUCAAUCGAUCAACGCCAACGCAGGAACUGUAUUUUGUAGUACUACUUUUUUAAUGUCUACAAACUUGCGUAGAUGCAGCUAUCGUUUUUAAAUAAAAGGAAUUUGUUUACGA
This is a messenger RNA of Megachile rotundata (alfalfa leafcutting bee), 1717 nucleotides long. It is a transcript of the gene Ahcy, whose product is annotated as adenosylhomocysteinase. Gene Ontology annotation, biological process: L-methionine cycle. Gene Ontology annotation, cellular component: cytosol. The record is from RefSeq and is a predicted model, not a curated record. Gene Ontology annotation, molecular function: adenosylhomocysteinase activity. Lineage: Eukaryota; Metazoa; Arthropoda; Insecta; Hymenoptera; Megachilidae.